AUGGCCCGAUCAACCGCGUGUUGUCUUCCCAGGUUCAGUCCGUUGUCCGUUGAUGGCCCCAAGCGGCCGGUGUCGAUGAGAACAAAGUCGGAUCCCUCGCAAACCCUCCAAUUACUCUCGUCCUGGGAGCAAGGCCACCUGAAUUCGCUUCUGCAAACUGCAUGGGCUUUACUCCUCCACCGAUAUACCGGGUCAGAGGAGGUCUGCUUCGGUUAUCAGAGCCUUGGGGGUGAAGGCAGUCAUGGCGCCGCCUCCGCUGACUUGGCCAGCCCAUCAAUCUUCCACCUCACCGUCAGGGAGCAGGACACUGUACAGCAAGUCCUGGAGAAGGUGGUGCGCACGGAGAGCCAUGCCGACAGCCCCGAAAAGGGGGCCUCAUCAGGGGGUGCGCCUAGCGACUACAGUCUCUUUAACACGACCUUGAUGAUCCGGGUCUGCAGCGACUCGGCCAGAAGUGCACGCGAUUCGCUUGUGCAACCCGCCCCGGCGAUUACACUCCCAGAGGAGUGCCGCGUUCGUCUUCAUGUGAAGAUUCUGGAGCAAGAUGUGGGCAUUUUCUUGGAAUGGUGGAACUGUGACCUGUCUUCGGAGCAGGCAAAAAGUAUAUCUAAUUAUUUCGAGCGGACACUGCACCGUCUACUCUCUGAGGAGGAUGUUCAAGUGAGCGAAUUGAAUGUCCUCUCGGAGCAGGAUUGGUGUCGCAUUCGCAAGUUUAACUCUGUCCCCCCCGCGAGUCCUGAUCGCUGCAUUCAUGACAUUGUUCAUGAGAAGACGCUGCUCCAUCCCGAGAAGGAGGCAGUAUGCGCCUGGGAUGGGAGUUUCACCUAUCAGGAAUUGGACGUUAUGGCCUCGCAAGUGGCGGUCUACCUCCAAAGACACGGUGUAAAACCGGAAUCAAAAGUUGCGCUCUGCUUCGAUAAGUCGAAAUGGUACAUCGUGGCGGUUCUGGGGGUCUUGAAAGCUGGCGGUGCUUUCGUACCCCUGGAUCCAACCCAUCCGACUUCUCGUCUGCAGUCGCUGGUGAAGUCUGUACAGGCCCCCAUCAUGCUCUGCUCUCGAAACAGAGUAGACAAACUGGGGGACAUUGCAGAACACCUUGUACCGCUUGACGAUGAGACCAUCGCCGAAUUUGCGCAGACUUCGGGAGAACCCAUGCCACCCCCCGAAGUCAAGGGCUGCAAUGCCGCCUAUGUAAUAUUUACUUCCGGAUCGACCGGCGAACCCAAGGGGACUCUGAUGGAACAUAAGAGCUAUGUGGCUAGCUCGGUAGCCCACGCUCCCCGUUUGCGCAUCUACCCGGAGUCUCGCCUUUUGCAGUUUGCGGCACAUACGUUCGACGCGAGUCUGGUGGAUAUACUGACUGUGUUGAUGAUCGGUGCCUGCAUUUGUAUACCGAGCGAGGAUGAGCGUCUGAACGACAUAGUCAAAGCGAUCAACAGGAUGCGGGUCAACCAUGCUUCGUUGACACCGUCAUUCAUCGAUUUCAUCAACAUAGCCGACGUUCCGGUGCUGGAGACCCUGGCAUUGGUCGGAGAGGCGAUGUCUCAGUCGCAUAUCGAGACCUGGUCAAAGAUCAACCUUCUGAAUGGAUUCGGACCUACUGAGGCUGCUGUCACAGCUGCCAUCAACUCCAACGUCACCAUCGGCUCGGACAGUAGGGAUAUCGGCUUUCCAACGGGUGCGCGCUGUUGGAUCGUUGACCCGGAGAACCACGAUCAGCUUGUUCCUGUCGGAUGUGCCGGCGAAAUGCUUCUUGAGGGGCCGACCCUGGCCCGGUGCUAUCUCAACAACCCAGAGAAGACCGCCGAAUCCUUUAUCUACGACCCCGCUUGGACAAAACAUGACGCUUCUGGAGGCUCUCGACGCAGGUUCUACAAGACCGGCGAUUUGAUCAAGGUUCACGGACAGAGAGUCGAGCUGGGAGAAAUCGAAGAUAAUCUCAAUUCCGACUCGAACAUCAAGCACUGUCUGGUCCUUCUUCCGAAAACAGGGUUCGCGGAGGGAAGGCUGGUCGCCGUGAUGUCUUUCGCAGUUCCUUUUACCGACAAUUGCGAGACACAGCCCGUGCCUCUGAAACUAGUCGAGGAUCCAAGGAAGCUGCCAAUCAUAUCAGAGAUCCGCAAUCGACUAUCCGCGCGUUUACCGGCAUACAUGGUUCCAGCAGUAUGGCUGUGUGUUGAAAGUAUACCCAUUCUUCCGUCGCGCAAGCUUGAUCGAAAGGCAACAGCGAGCUGGGUCGGAGGUAUUAUGGAUGACCCCGAAGUACGAUGCAUCUCAUCAGAACCUGGGUUGGAUGGAAGUGUCUCUCGCUCAGGUAAUGCCAUGGAGGAUCAAAUAGCAGCGAUCUGGAGCCGCGUCCUUAACAUCCCGAAGUCUCAUAUCUCGCUUAAUGAGAGCUUCCUGAGUUUAGGCGGUGAUUCUAUUGCAGCGAUUACAUGCAUGGGACUCUGCAAGAAGCAGGGGGUUGGCGUCACGGUGCAGGAAAUUCUCCGAACCAAGUCGAUCAAGGAACUAGCAACACGGGCUAAAGACAUCGAACAGCCGGCCGUUUAUGAGGAAACGAUCGAAAAACCAUUCGACCUCUCGCCUAUCCAGAAGCUCCAUUUCAUGGCCCGUCUGGAAGGGCAGGGACAUUUCAACCAGAGCGUCCGAACUCGUCUUCAUCAGCGUAUCAGCGAGACGGAUAUUCGCCGCAGUAUCGAGAUUCUAAUCGAUCGACACUCUAUGCUGCGAGCGCGACUCAUUGACUUAGGGUCUGAAAGGGGUUUCCAACAACUCAUCACCACCGACAUCGUCGGUUCGUACCGCUGGAAUGUACAUGAGACCACCAGUCCCGAGAAAAUUGAACAGUCCGUCGAAAAAAGCCAAUCGUCGAUCAAUGCUCUUGUUGGGCCUGUACUUGCAGUGGACCUUUUCUGCGAGGACGGACAAGUAUUGAUAAUGUCAAUUGUGGCUCACCACUUGGUGGUUGACAUUGUAUCGUGGCGGAUAAUUCUGGAAGAUCUAGAAGACCUGCUGUUGAAUGGGCACGAAACCGCGCGGUCGAACAGCUCUUUGCCUUUCCAGACAUGGUGUGCUCUACAGAGCGAACGGUGCCAGGCUCUGACGACGGACGAUAAAGCCAGCUUGAAGGAUGUUCCAGCCCCAGAAUUAAAUUACUGGGGAAUGGAAGACCGCACGAUAACCUACGGUGACGUGGACUGUGAAGGAUUCGAGCUCGACCAAGACAGCACUUCACGUCUACUCAAGGAUUGUCACCAGGCUUUGCAGACAGAACCCAUCGAUGUCUUCCUUGCGGCCCUGCUACAUUCGUUUCGACGGACCUUCACUGACCGAGCUUUGCCUGUGAUAUACAACGAAGGACAUGGUCGCGAAGUAUGGGAUCAAUCCAUAGAUGUUUCACGCACCGUUGGCUGGUUCACCACGCUAUAUCCGAUUCUGGUAUCGGACCCGGUCGCGAACGACAUAGUCGAGACUGUCGUGCAUGUCAAGGACCUGCGCCGUCGUGCUUUGGAUAACGGUCGACAAGAAUUCGCACAGCGCAUGUUGGUUGGAGGGGGCGCUGAAAAUCGCGAGCACCCUUGUCCGAUGGAGAUGUCCUUCAACUAUGUUGGGCAACAUCGAGACCUCCAGCGACGAGAUGGUCUCUUCGAAUUAAUGAACCAGAUGGCUGGCGAGGCUGGUCGAGGUGGAGGGUCUGCAGAUUUUGGCGAAGAUACGCCGCGCUUUGCACUCUUCGAGAUUUCCGCCAUGGCUGCUCUGGGGAAUCUGCGCUUCACCUUUUCUUUCAAUAGAUAUAUGAGCCACCAAGGGUCCAUCCGAGACUGGAUAUCUUGUUGCUGUGAUGUAUUGAAGGAGGUUGGCGCGAAGCUGCAAGCCAUGGCAGUUAGACCAACCUUGAGUACCUUUCCAAUGCUCUCGCUUACCUACGAAAAGCUCGAGAGCAUGGUGUCAACUGUUCUGCCUAGUAUCGGGGUUGAUUCCUUUGACAUGGUCGAGGAUAUCUACCCUUGUACGCGGAUGCAACAGGGUAUCUUGCUUAGUCGGCUACGGGAUGAAGCACUUUAUGCUGUCCACAACACCUUUGAGGUUCGGACUGUGAAUGGAAAGACCGAUAUAGCUCGACUGACAGACGCUUGGAAAGCGGUUGUCUCCAAGCACCCAUUGCUGCGGACGGUGUUCGUCGAGAGCCUCGGUGAUGGAGAUGGUUUUUCCCAAGUCGUUCUCAAGUCUUUUGAUGCACAUCCCGCCUAUGUGAGAUGUUCGAGCGAUGAUGGAGUGUUGGAAGCUCUUGAUGGGCAGGGCUCAAUCGAGCUCAGUCAAAACAGACCUCCUCACCGAUUCACCAUCUGUGAGACAGCUUCUGGAAAGACCUUCUGCAGAAUUGAACUUAGCCAUGCCAUCAUGGACGGGUCUUCCAUUUCCAUCAUACUUCGCGACUUACAGCUCGCUUACGACAACUAUGAGGUGGCUCGGACACCAACUUUCAAGGGCUUUGUACAGUACCUACAAGACACUCCCCAAGCCCCGGGUAUCGAGUAUUGGCGGACGUAUUUGUCGGAUGCUGAGCCGUGCCAUUUCCCUACCCUCAACGAUGGCCAAGUCUUGCGCAAGAGACUCCAAACUAUGCAUUUGGAUCUUGAGUUCUACGAGGAACUCAAGCAAAUCUGCGAAGGGAAUGGAUUCACUCUCUCAACAGCAUUCAGCACUGCAUGGGGUCUCACCCUCCGCUCCUUCUGUGCAUCCAACGACGUCAACUUUUGCUAUAUGGCUUCCCUCAGAGACGUGCCAGUCGAGGAUAUCGAAGCAGUCGUUGGCCCUGUUAUCAACAUUCUAACAUGCCGGAUGAGAAUGUCCGAUACUUCUUUGCUCAGGGACGUUAUGUUGCAAGUACAGCAUGACUACAUGGAGCAUUUGCCUUACAGGCAUACUUCGCUGAUCGACAUUCAGCAUGCCCUGAAGCUGUCCGAGAUGCUGUUCAAUACUGGGCUAUCCUACCGAAGACUACCCCCGACUGACACGCAGACGGAUGGAAACAUCCAAUUUGUCGAGCUUGGAUCAAUUUACGAUCCCGUGGAAUUUCCCAUUUUCGUUAACGUUGAGGUCUCGGACACCGGUGCUAAUGUCGACUUCAACUACUGGACCACAACGCUGUCGGCUCUCCAGGCCGAGAGCGUCGCCAACACGUUCUUGCAGCACCUGAAAGACAUUGCACAUGUCCCUGAUGGGAAGCUGGAGCUGAUCACGGGAAUGAGUGACUGGCAUACUCAACAAAUCAAGACCUGGAAUGCCUCAUACCCUGUGGCCGCUGACAAGUGUGCGCAUGAAGUGGUGAGCGAGAAAGCCACAACUCAUGCAGAUGACCAUGCCGUUGUCGCUUGGGAUGGGGACCUGUCAUAUUCGAAGCUCAACGAGCUGUCCUCCGCAUUGGCAGUGUACUUGGAGCAGCUCGGCGUGGUAUCGGGCUCUCUGAUCCCCAUUGAGCUCGACAGAUCUGUCUGGGCAGUUGUUGCCAUACUAGCAGUGCUAAAGCUAGGAGCGGUGUGUAUCCCAAUCACCCAUGGCCGCCUGCAUGAGGUCUUGAACGAGGAGCUCUGCAACGAAGUACAAGUUGCGCUUGCCUCGCCCUCCAGAGCCCCUUCGCUGGAAGUAUCAAUCCCUUUUGUCAUUUCAAUUGACAGAUCUCUCUUGGAGUGCCUCCCGGCUAGCAAGGAAAGCUUCUUACCUAGCCUGCAGCCUCAGAAUGAUGCCUACCUCGUGUUCACAUCCGAUCGCAGUACUUCGAAAGCGAUUAUGCUUGAUCACCAGGAUAUUCUGAUGAGAGCGGAGAGUUUCUCAGCGGCGCUUGAUUUGGACUCCACGGCGAGGAUAUUCCAGACUUCUGAGUACAAAUCCGACGUUUUCCUUCAGGAACUCUUCGGUGCCUGGUCACGCGGUGCCUGUGUAUGCAUUCCGGCUGAUACUGAGCUCGAGAAUCUAUCUUCAUCGAUAAAUGGCCUGCAUGCGAAUAUGGUCAGCACGACGCCAUCUAUGGCCCUCAAGUUACAACCAUCAGACCUGCCUGAAGUCAAGGCUCUUGUGCUGUAUGGCGGGACACCUAACGCCAAAGUCAACAAAUUGUGGUCCGGAAACGUGAUGCUUCACACAUUCUACGGUGCCCCUGAAUACUCCUCAACUUGGGUACACGCCUCUUCCCCUGGCACUUCUGUCGAAACGGCAAGCUCUGGAUCUGUCAUGGGUGGCAGAUCGUGGCUCGUCAAUGCACAAGAUCACGACCUCCUGGUGCCCAUAGGAUGUAUUGGCGAAUUGGUGGUAGAAGGCCCCGUUGUCUCUCGUGGCUACUGGAACGAUGAGGAAUCUACGAAACAGAACUUUAUCCAGGAGCCGAAAUGGGCUCAUACUUUGCUGGACGAGGUUGAUAGCCAGGACUCACGCCAACUGCAGUGGUUCAAGACCGGAGAGCUGGCACGUUACAAUUCUCGCGGCCAAUUGGUGUACAUGGGAAAGAAAGACCGCCAGGCUGCAGUCCACGUGGAUUGGUGGAGGAAAUACCUAGCCGAUGUUGAGGCUUGUCUUUUUCCGCGCAUGCAACUUGAACCAACACAGAGGGCUUUCUCUCCAUUUAAGACUACAAUCAAAAAUGCAGAGGGGAUUCGUUCGCUCUGUCAAAGUCUUGGAGUUGAUGUUGGGUCUCUCUUACGGGUUGCUUGGGGCUUGGUCCUUCGCUGUUACACUGGGUCAGAGGACGUCUGUUUCGGCUGUGGUCCAUCAGACCAAGAGCAGAUAGAAGGGAAGGCAGCCAUGGAGGUCUUGCCUAUUAGAUUAUGCCUGAAGGACGACAUGAUGCUUGAAGAUGUCAUCUGGAAAUUGACGAGGGAUUUCGCUCAGAUCUCUCAGCACCGACCCUUGUCCCUCGAUAUCCAGCAGGAGCUUGACCUGACUGGCGCUUUCUUCAACACUUCCUUCCAACACAGCGCCAGCACAGGUGCAGAAAGCGCCCCAUUCGAAUUGAGCGGCGACAAUCCAAACAACUGCAUGCUUUGUGUCAGUGUGAGGGACAUGGGAUCCUCAGUUGAGGUAACCUGUGCCUAUGCAACUGAUCAUCUGUCUGGGGAGCAUGUUGCAGAUAUCAUUGAAUGCUUUGAGAAAAUCUUGGAUUCGUCCAUUAAUUCCCCUGCUUGUCGCAUCGGUGACAUUGAGUUCAUUAUGGAACGGUCUUGCGAGCAGAUACGGGAGUGGAACAGAGCGCUUCCUGAUCGGCCAACGAAAUGCCCAUAUGAGAUGAUACAGGAUCAUGUCCUGGCGCUUCCAUUAGAGCCAGCGAUUAGCUCAUGGGACGGAGACUUUACUUACGCAGAUGUUGAUUUUUAUUCGGCACGACUGGCACAGCAUUUGCGAGAGAUCGGGGUCAAACCCGAAACAUUUGUGGCCCUUUGCUUCGAGAAGUCUGCAUGGGCAGUUAUUUCACAAGUUGCAGUGCUCCGGGCAGGUGGAGCGUUUGUUUCUCUUGACCCUGCACAUCCGGAGGAACGAUUGAAAGGGAUGAUCGAGGAUAUCGAUGCUCUAGUCGUCUUGUGCUCAUCCAAACACCACGAAAAGGCUUCUCGGAUUUACGAUGUGACAUUUUCUGUAUGCGAAACGACGAUCCGAGAGCUCACAACCCUUACAUCCGGUGUCCCUACAGAGCAUGCCAGGAUCGAUCAUCCAGCGUAUGCGAUCUUCACGUCUGGGACUACAGGGAAGCCAAAAGCCACUGUUGUUGAGAACGUUGGGCUCAGCCUACUGUCGUUAUCAAUUGCUGAGGAAUACGGGAUUGGCCCCGGAACCAGGGCCACGCAGUUCUCAAGCUACACAUUUGAUGUCAGCAUACUGGAAACAAUCAUGGUUCUCAUGAACGGUGGUUGUGUCUGUGUACCCAGCGAAGAUGAGCGCAUGAAUGACUUGGCUGGGGCUAUCAAUCGAAUGCAAGCCAAUGUCCUGAGCGGCCCUCCAUCGGUAGCAAACAUUCUCGACCCAAAGACAGUCCCAACCCUGCGAACAGUGAUUGCAAUAGAUCGAUGCGUGAUCAACGCCUACGGACCUACUGAAGCAACCAUAUUGGCCACGUCCUGCACCAUUGUGGACAAACAAGGAAGACGCCUCACUAGCAACUAUAACUCAAUUGGCACUCCGGUAGGCUGCAGAGCAUGGAUCGUGGAUCUCCAUAAUUACCAUCGUCUUCUUCCCGUUGGCGCAGUGGGAGAGCUGGUCCUUGAAGGUUGCAAUGUCGCGAGAGGCUACCUAAAUAACGAAGAGAAGACUAAGGAAGCCUUCAUCACAAGCGCCCGUUGGAUGCAGCACCAUGGCGUUUCAAGCGUCCUUCAAUGCAAGGAGCGAAUGUACCGCACUGGUGACCUCGUAUACUACAAUCAUGAUGGGACAAUCUCUUUCAUCUCCCGCAAAGAUACACAGAUCAAACUGAACGGUCAGCGGGUUGAGUUGGAGGAGAUCGAGCAGCAAUGCCUUCGUUUUCUGCCACCAUCCACAAAGGUGGCCGUCGAGCUUGUAUCUCCGGAGGUUAGAACAGUGGCUAGAUGCCUUGCAGCAUUCUUCACCGUUACGAAGGAGACAGACGAAGAGAACGACCUGGAGCAUGAUUUAUCGUCAGUCGUCCUUUUUCAGAUGAAUGACAGGAUCAGAGAGACCACGAGAAGCUUACAUGCUUCGUUGCGUGAAUCUUUACCCAUGGGUCUUAUACCAAAGCUAUUUGUACCAGUACGACACCUACCGAUUACAGUAUCCGGGAAACUGGACAGGAAAAAGCUUCGAUCUGCCGUUGAGCCGUUGCCCAAGGAUCGCUUGAGAGCCUAUGGAGUAUCCAACGCGGGCCCAGGGCAAAUUUCCGAAACAGAAGCGACGGCAACGCUCCGAGAAAUCUGGGAAGAUGUCAUAGGCCUUGAGUCCGGUUCCAUUGGUGUUGAGGACAACUUCUUUGAAAUCGGAGGCGAUUCGUUCUCUGCUAUGAAGCUCGUUAGCGCAGCUAACUCCCACGGGAUAUCGAUUAAGGUUGUUGAUAUAUACGCCCAUCCCGUUUUCAUGGAUAUGGCGAGAAAAUGCGAGCCUGCAAAGCCAGCACAGAAGAAGCGAGACGUUGAGCCAUUCAGCCUUCUCCCUACUUCGGCAGAUCGUGACUGGAUCCUGGAGGAGGUUUCUGACCAAUGUUGCGUGUCUAAGGAGUCGAUCUCCGAUAUCUACCCGUGCAGUCCAGUACAAGAAGGCCUUUUGACAUUGUCCGUCAAGGAGCAAGGUGCCUAUGUUGCUCAGCCGGUAUUUCGGCUAUCGGAACAUGUUGAUCUUGAGAGAUUCAUGGCAGCAUGGCAAACACUUGUUAAUGAGCUAGACAUUCUGCGAACUCGUAUCAUUCAUACAGAUUCGUUGAAUUUCCUGCAAGCUGUGCUGAAAGAGGAUCCGAUCUCAUGGAGAAUCCUGACAACAUUCGAUGAUUUGAUUGAAGGGAACUUUGAACAUUCAAACUAUGCUGGAGGUCCCUUGACGGGAUAUGCAAUCGUGAAGGACAAUGCCUCUUCAGCAACAUUCUUCGUUUGGACCGUACAUCACGCGCUCUACGAUGGGUGGAUGCUACCAGGUAUCUUUCGGAGGGUCGAGGAGAUCUAUUCUGGGAUUUCGAGGGACAACACAAUGCUUCAGUACAAGUUGUUCGUGGACUACUUAACUGGACAGCAGACAUCCGAGUCCGAUGAGUUUUGGAAGUCAUACCUCUCCAGCCUGGAUUCUUCCCCAUUCCCGCAGAACAAGUCGACUUCACCAGGCUCAGUUCGGGUGGGAAAUACACACGAAAGCAGCAUGCAAAUCUCAGAAUUCUCUGGCUAUAGCGGUGUAACUCUUCCGGAAAUGAUCCGUGCUGCGUGGGCAAUCGUGGUGUCAGCUCAUACCGGAUCAAGUGAUGUCUGCUUUGGGGAGACACUCAUGGGGAGGAACAUCGGCCUAGAUGGCAUCACAGACAUUGCAGGACCAAUUCUUACAACAGUCCCUACUCGCAUUCAAGUCGACAACGAGACGUCGAUUACUCAGUACUUGCAGAACAUCCAUCAAUUGACCGUGAACAUGUUGCCACACCAACAUGCUGGGCUACAGCGGAUAAGGACGCUCAACAGUGACACGUCUCUUGCUUGCGAAUUUCAAAACAUCCUCGUUAUACAAUCGGACGAGGGAAAGCUUAACGAGGAUCUUUGGGUCCCUGAAGGCAACAGGAACAGCAGGGACUUUUUUGCCCACCCACUGACGGUCGAAUGUAAGAUCGCGGGUCCAAAGCUUGAUAUCACCGUGCAUCAUGAUGAGAUAGUGCUGGAUAGCUGGACGACUGAAAAGGUGCUGCAUCAGUUCAUGUUCAUUCUGGAACAGCUCCUCGCACUUCCGGCAGGCGACGUGAAGAAAGUCGGCGACCUUGACCUGUCCAGCCGCAUCGACAAGGAAAGUAUAGCGGCAUGGAACAAGCGCAUUCCGUUCAAUCUCGAGAAAUGUGUGCACGAUAUUAUCCAUGAGGAGAUGUCGAAACAUCCCAAUGCCCCAGCUAUAUGCGCCUGGGAUGGCCAGCUAUCUUACGCAGCGACGAUGGACCUCGCUUCAUCGUUUGCAAAAUACUUGGGUUCUCGUGGAGUUGGACCAGAAACUUUGGUCCCGUUCUGCCUGGACAAGUCUCUCUGGGCGGUGAUCAGCAUAUUGGGUAUUCUCAUGGCUGGGGGCGCGUUCGUCCCAAUGGAUCCUUCUCAUCCGACCUCGAGACACAAGGAAAUCCUUGAAGAAGUUGAUGCCCGGGUGAUUCUCUGUUCUCCCCAUUACCAAAAUCGCUACGCUGGCCUCGUGAAAUCCAUCAUCCCUGUCAGCAAAGAAACAGUGAAGGCAUAUGGGUCAAUUUCAAAGAGCGUCAAACGCAAUGUGGCUGUCAAGCCAUCGAACAUGGCUUUCGCUAUUUUCACAUCUGGAAGUACCGGCCGUCCAAAAGGCAUCGUCAUCGACCACCAGUCACUUGCUAGCAGCGCCAUGGCGUGGGGGCCAAUCGUGCAAAUGAACAAUUCCUCUCGGGUAUUCCAAUUUGCAUCCCUCACUUUCGAUGCCGCGGUAAUGGAGGUCCUCGCAACGUUGAUGCACGGUGGCUGCAUCUGUAUCCCAAGCGAAGACGAGCGUCUGAAUGACGUUGCUGGUGCAAUCCAGCGGAUGAAUGUCUCCUGGUCAUUCUUGACCCCAUCAAUAGCAAGCAUUCUUGAGCCUUCCACAGUCCCAUCUCUCAAAGUGCUUUUGAUGAACGGAUAUGGGCCCACUGAAACAACCAUAUUCGCCGUCUUGAAUGAUGCUUCUGCGAACCCUGAGCCAUCCUGCAUCGGAUUUGGAAUACCUUGCACAUUGACAUGGAUUGUUGACCCUGACAAUCAUGAUCGAUUGUCCCCGUUGGGCGCUGUUGGAGAGCUCGUUUUGGAGGGCCCUGCGCUUGCGAGAGAAUAUCUCAAGAAUCCGGAGAAGACAGCUGAUGCAUUCGUUAGCAAUCUCGCAUGGAUGAAGCACUUCCAGAACUCUCAGCAGUCUCUACGAAGAAUAUACAAAACAGGAGACCUUGUGAAGUACAACCCUGACGGCUCGAUAAACUGUAUAGGGCGAAAGGACCACCAGGUGAAGCUUCAUGGACAGCGCAUGGAGCUUGGGGAAAUUGAGCAUCGACUGCACGAGGAUCCUCGUGUGCGCCAUGCUGUCGUGAUAAUGCCUAAAACUGGGCGCCUCCAGCAACGCUUGGUGACGGUUUUGUCCUUAGAGUCUUUGACCAUGGACAAGAGUGUCAUUUCGAAUGGCGCAUGCGAGCUUGUGGAGCAUGACACGAUGAAACUCGCAUACCGUGAGCUUACCCAGAUUCAAAAAGCUUUGGAGGACCAAUUGCCCGUUUACAUGGUUCCUCAGACAUGGGCUGUUGUCAAGGCUCUUCCAAUGCUUGUUUCUGGAAAGAUGGACCGGAAGCGAAUUACGAGCUGGAUCGAAAAUACCGACGAGGCGACGUACGAUCGCAUCAUGCAAGAUUAUGACAACAUCAAACGAGCAGGCCUUGUAGAUAAGAAGGACAAUGAUGAAGGUUCAGUCGUGGAUACUCUGCGGGCAAUCUUUGUUGAAGUUCUCAACAUCCCAUCCCACAAGGUCGAUAGUAAUCGGUCCUUUGUUAGCCUAGGAGGUGACAGCAUUACUGGAAUGGCCGUUAUAUCGAAAGCUCGCAAGCACGGUCUUAGCCUGACGCUCCACAGUAUCCUUCAAAGCAAAUCGGUAGUGGAACUUGCCUUGAAAUCCGAGAAAAAGGUGCAAACAGUCCAGGUCAAGGAAAGACUUGAUGAGCCAUUCGGCCUCUCUCCAAUUCAGAGUCUAUACUUCAAGACGGCUACUGAGUUUGGACAAUCGUCUCACUUCAACCAAGGCGUCACUGUUCGGACCACCAGGUACAUACCGGUGGAUACUAUCAAGCGUGCAGUUGAAGCGCUUGUAGACCGGCAUUCCAUGUUCAGAGCACGCUUUGUCCAAUCUCAAGAUGGCGAAUGGCAGCAGCGAAUUCUUGAUGAGUCUGCUUCCUCAUAUCGGCUGCAGACCCACUACAUAACGAAUGAGCAUGAGAUAAGUUCUCGAACGUCUGAGAGCCAACGGUCCCUCGACAUCCACCACGGGCCAGUGUUUGCUGCCGACGUAUUCGAACUCCCGAGUCAUAGACAGAUCCUUGCGCUAGUCGCUCAUCACCUUUGUGUUGACAUGGUGUCAUGGCGUAUAGUCUUGCAAGAUCUUCAGGAGUUCAUUGAAUCCGGAUCUCUGUCCCUCGACAAGACGUUGUCAUUCCAGAACUGGUGCGAGUUGCAGACUACCCACGCCAAAGAAAGUGACCCCGUUCGGCUUCCGUUCAAUGUUCAACAACCAGACUUAGGGUACUGGGGAAUGGAGAAUGUGCGAAAUCGCUAUGGCGAUGCCAAGAUAGAGGUUUUCACUGUCAAUCAGGAAGCCACGUCCUUUGUUCUCCGCGACUGCCAUCAUGUUUUCCGGACUGAGACAGUUGAGGUGCUGCUUGCAGCCGUGAUUAGCUCAUUCAGGCGAGUUUUCGCUGAUCGAGAGGUUCCGACAAUAUACAAUGAAGGUCACGGACGUGAGGCAUGGGAUUCGAGCAUGGAUCUAUCCAGAACAGUGGGAUGGUUUACGACUCUCGCGCCGAUGGAUGUUAGUGGAGAAAGAGCAGAUCUCGUGGACACCUUGAAACGUGUGAAGGACUUGAGACGAUCGACCUCAUACAACGCCAGAACUUUCUUCGCACAAGACCUCCUUUCUGGAGGAAUGUGUGGCUCAACUCAUUUCCCCAUUCCUCUUGAAGUGAUUUUCAACUAUCUCGGACAGCUCCAGCAGCUAGAGCGUGACGGCUCCCUGUUCCAACAUUUUGAAGUUGAUGGUGCCAAUGCCUUUGGGUCCACAUCGGACAUGGGCCCUGAGACGCCUCGAUUUGCUCUCUUCGAGGUUUCCGCCAUAAUCAUCAAGGAACAGCUUCACAUGGGCUUUACAUACAACCGUCAUAUGAAACACAUGAAAGACAUCCAAAGAUGGGCAUCGGAAUGCAGACGCAUCCUUGAAGAAGAUAUCCCUCUUCUUAAAGACCGGGCGCCCCAGCCUACUCUCAGUGACUAUCCAUUGCUGCCUAUCACUUACGAGGGACUGGAGAACUUCAUGAGAUACACCUUACCGAAGGCGGAAAUAGAUAGCUGGGAAUGCGUUGAGGACAUCUACCCCUGCUCGCCAGUGCAGGAAGGUAUCUUGCUCAGCCAACUUCGGGAUCCUUAUGGGUACAUGUUUCACGCUAUUUUCGAGGUCCGCUGUUCCGACAAAGCCCUCAAGGCCGAAGCAAGCAGGUUGAAGAAAGCUUGGUCAAUGGUCGUGGCGCGACACCAAAUUCUGAGGACUUUGUUCGUUGACAGUUACAGCAAAGGCGGCGCCUUUGAUCAGCUCGUGGUGAAAGAACUGGAAGACGAGAUCCUUGAGUUUGAGUGUGACGAGAAUAUCGCCUUCCAGACGCUCGACAACAUCAAGCUUGCAAACAUCAACGCUAAGCGGCUCAAGAAGCUUCCACAUCAGCUUACCAUAUGUACCACAACGGGUGGGCGAGUCCUCCUGAAAAUCGAGCUCAACCAUGUCAUUAUCGACGGAGGAUCGAUUGACCUUCUCAUAAGGGAUCUGCAAUUGGCAUAUGAUAACAGACUUCCUUCUGCACCUGGACCCCUCUUUGCCGAAUACAUCAAGUUCAUCAAAGCCAAGGAUCACCACCAAGCGUUGGAUCAUUGGGUGAGGUAUCUAUCUGGAGCCCAUCCCUGCCACUUAAGAGUGUCUCCUACAACUGGUGGUGAGAAGCGACUGGGUUCUGUCCUGAUGCAGUUCGACAGAUUCCCUGAGCUGCAAAGAUUCUGCGAGGAGAAUUCGGUUACUCUUGCGAACCUUACUCUUACUGCUUGGGCAAUGGUCCUCAGGAGUUUCACUGGGUCAGACGAUGUGUGCUUCGGAUACCUGACGGCUGGACGUGACUCCCCUGUUCCAGACAUCCAAAAUGCUGUUGGGAUUUUCAUCAACAUGCUGUGCUGCAGAGUCAAGUUUGGACAGAGACAUAGCCUUCUCGAUAUAUCCAAGACAGUGCAGGAAGACUUCUUGGGAAAUCUCCCCUAUCAGAAUUGCUCUCUUGCUCAGAUCCAACAUGAGCUUGGCCGUGACGGACAGAUGCUUUUCAACACGGCCCUUUCUAUACAGAAUCACUCCAUCUCAAAGCCAACGACAGACAGCACCAUCUCACUUGAAAUACAACGAGUCCAUGAUCCAACAGAGUACCCGGUGACUGUCAACGUUGAAACCGGCAGGGGUAGAGAGGGAGUGCUGAUUAGAUACUGGUCUGAUGCUGUGUCUGACAGCCAAGCGAAGGGCUUGACCGAUGCGAUUGCCCAUAUAUUCACCCUCUUUGUUGAAAACCCUCAUACAUCAGUGACGGAGACGACCAUCCGCAACCAGGGCCCAGAUAGGGUCGGUUCAGAUCUUCCCAGCCGACGGAUCUCGGAGGUUGAUGAGGACUACAUACGGUCCCUGGUCGACGCCCGUGUGAAAGAAGUCAUUUAUCAGAUGCUCGAGGAUGGGGUGUUGGCCAUUCCUCCCUUCCAGGGGAAGAGUGUCUGCGAGGACAAGCCAGCUCUCAAGAUGCAUGACCGUCCUUUCCGGGAAACAGUGAUACCAAAAGGCAUUGUAUCAUCCGAUUCCGUACCAACUCUCACUGAAGAUAUCAAAGAACCAGGCGACCUGGAGAAGCGUCUUUGGAGACUUUGGAGCGAGGCGUUGAGUCUUCCGGCCGACACUGUCAUACGCCACGCGAGCUUCUUCAAGCUCGGGGGCGACAGUAUAUCGGCAAUGAAGAUGGUCGGUGCAGCACGCCAGGAGGGAUUGAUGUUGUCUGUGGCCGAUGUUUUUGGCAACCCAGUCUUUGAAGAUAUGCUCGCUACGAUCUGUUCCAGAUCAAGCAACCCAUCUUCCACCACAGCCAGCUCGAAUGCGUCCACUCCAGAGGACUCGCAAGAUUCUUUCCAGAUGUUAUCGCGGACCGUUUCUCCCCAAGAGGUGACUAUCGUGAGGCCAGUUGAGCUCGACGAGGCUUCGUUACAGGCUGGAAUCUGCCCUAGGAUUGGCUUGUUCAAGGGCGGAAUUUCAGAUGUCCUCCCGGUGACCGAUUUCCAGGCGUUAUCUCUCACGGCUUCUCUUUUCAAAUCGAGAUGGAUGCUGAAUUACUUUUUCCUUGAGGGUAACGGGCCGCUGGAUAUUCGGAGGAUGACGGAAAGCUUUGAGCGGGUGGUUGAUGCGUUCGAUAUCCUUCGCACAGUGUUCGUUUGCUUCCAUGGCCAAUGCUUCCAGGUGAUCUUAAGAAAGCUGCAACCCGACAUCUUCAUCCAUGAAACAGAGAGGAGCCUGGAGGAGUACACUGCAUCUCUGCAGCAGCGAGACCGGGAGCAAGUGCCCUCUCAGGGAGAGCAAUAUGUCCAGUUCUACAUCGUGAAGCAGAAAGGGACGGCGCAUCAUCGCAUAUUGAUUCGAAUGUCGCAUGCCCAGUAUGACGGGGUUUGCCUACCGCGCAUCAUGUCCGCCAUCAAGAUGGGAUAUGAGGGCUGCACCAUCCCGCCCGCGCCGUCUUUCUCGAACUACAUUCGCAUGCUCCCUGGGGUAAUCACUCCAGAGCAUUACCAACAUUGGAGGAAAGUCCUCCAUGGCAGCAAGAUGACCGACGUUAUCAGACGCCACAGCCCGAAUUCAUUCCAGCACAUCGGUGCGUAUGCCGAGCAGAAGAGAACUAUCGAUAUCCCAGCGACAGCCCUCGACAAUGUCACCAUCGCGACAGUCAUGCAAUCCGCAUGGGCUCUGACGCUGGCGAAGCUGUCCUCGCAGUCAGAUGUCGUAUUCGGGCUCACAAACAGCGGACGAAAUGCCCCGCUCCCCGGCAUCGAAAGCACGGUGGGCCCGUGUCUCAACAUCACCCCCGUCCGCGUCAAGUUUGGAGAACACUGGACGGGACUCGAUCUCAUCCGCUACCUCCAGGACCAGCAGGUGGCCAACAUGGCCUAUGAAAUCCUGGGAUUCCGCGAGAUCAUCCGUCAAUGCACCAGCUGGCCUGAGUCCACGUACUUCACCACCACGCUCUUCCACCAGAGCUUGGAGUACGAGGGCGAAAUGAAACUGGAUGACCAUACAUACAGAAUGGGCGGCGUGGGCAUCGUCGACAACUUCGUGGACCUCACGGUGUUCUCCAAGCAAACCAGUACACAGCACCUCCUCGUCUCCCUCGGCUACUCGCUCAAAGGCCCCGUUCAGCCGGUGUAUGCCGCCAAAGUCCUCGACAUGGUCUGCGAGACUGCCCAAACGCUGCUCGCCAAUCCCAGCAUCACCCUCCCAUCCCCGACAACCCUCCGCUCCCUCCCCAGCCAGGUCAUCAACGACGUGCCCCGACAGUCCGACGAGCAGUUCCUUUCCUCAAAUCUCAACACACGCAGUAUCUCGGAGAUCUUGGUCCAUUCGGACAUGGUCAACCGCAUCUGGCAACAAGUCCUCCCCAACAAGAAUCCGGAACUCCCCCGUCCUCCGUUCCAGCUGACCUCGUCCUUUUUCGAACUGGGCGGCGACAUCCUCAACAUGGCCCAGGUGGUGUGGCUGUUGGAACAAGAAGGCCUCCGGGUUCAUCUCGAAGAUCUACUCGAGCAUCCCACCUUCCUGGGCCACAUGGCCGUGUUGGCGUUGCAUGAUGGAAAGCAACAACAGCGGGCUGAGACUCGCUCUUCAGAAACUCCCUCCUCAUCGCUCCCUUCGAUGCCUUCUGGUCCCGAAACCAAAGGCGGAACAUGGAACCCCCUGGGCAAAGCUGUCACGCUUGCGCGGAAGCUCAGUAAAUGGAAUCUGGCCUCGAAGAGCCGACAGAGCUUGCAGUCAUUGGGGCAACAGUCAUUGGGGCAGUAG
Molecule: messenger RNA, 17529 nt
Organism: Aspergillus terreus NIH2624
Lineage: Eukaryota; Fungi; Ascomycota; Eurotiomycetes; Eurotiales; Aspergillaceae
Gene: nrps1
Product: nonribosomal peptide synthase Pes1
Exons: 11
Coding region: 1-17529 (5842 amino acids)
Molecular function (GO): catalytic activity; phosphopantetheine binding
Source: RefSeq, a predicted model, not a curated record